This is a messenger RNA of Myzus persicae (green peach aphid), 2693 nucleotides long. RefSeq lists its product as uncharacterized. Lineage: Eukaryota; Metazoa; Arthropoda; Insecta; Hemiptera; Aphididae. The transcript has 3 exons. The coding region runs from base 2041 to 2517 and encodes 158 amino acids. The record is from RefSeq and is a predicted model, not a curated record.
UGUCUGACAUUUUUUUUUUUUUUUAUAUCGCUAAAUAUAUUUUAAUUUUUUAACUUAGUCAAUUCAAAUUUAAGGUUGUAAAUAAAUAAAAAAAUUCCUUAAUGAAGUUUGAAAUCGCCCUGUGAUAAUGGGCCCAUUUAUCUGAAAUAUGUAAUAAACAAUUAUAUAAUAUUUUGUCCUUUAGUCUGCACUAAAAUGUCCAUUGUUUUAUAAUAAUUAUAUUGAUUACAUUUAUCAAUAUAAAAUAAAUACAUCUUUCAUGUAUAAUUUUAUUUAAGAUGCUAAUUGUAGUUUCUAACUUCACAUUUAGUGUUUUAUAUAAUUUAUUUUUUGCUCAUUCAUUAUUAGUUUGAUUCAUGAAUUCUAUUCAAUUCCUAUAUUAUAUUGUAAUUUGAAUUCAUUCAUAAUUCACUACUUACUCAUUAUCGAGUUUACCAUCAUUAAUAAAAACAAAUGUAAAAUUAUAAUUCUAUACAUUAAAUAGGAUCAAUAGAACUUCACAUUACUAAACUAGUGUAUACUUCAUAAUAAUACCUACUUCUUUUGUAAAGUAAAUUUCACAUCUCUUGUGUAUUUUAUACCAACAUCUAACAUUAUUAUUAUUUGUUUAAUAUUGACUACAUGAAAAUUUAUUAUUAUUUGUUUAUUAUUUUACAAAAUUAUAUUUUUUACUUAAUUAUUUGAAAUAUCUAAAGGAGCACGCAACACAAAACAAUGUCCUUUUAAAAUUAUUAUUAUGUAUUAAACUAUUGUAGUCUGAACUAUUAGAAACAAAAAAAGUGAAAAUCAAUUGUAAAACAAAUAUUAUUUUACCGAAAAAUUAAAAUAUUUAUAAGAAAUUAAACACUUAAUUCAAACUCUGAUUUGAUUAUAAGAAGCGAUUAACUUUUACAUGUGUAAAAUAGAUCAUUAAGCAUGACCAAAUGACAUCACUGGAUUUUUAAUUAUUCAUAGUCAUAACCACAACGACAACUCAUUGAUUAAUGUGAAUCCUACACCAUUUUUCUUAGUAUUGAAUAAUUUUCAAACUAAAAUAACUUAUUUUUUGUGUUAAGUGCUUCUUUAGAAUGUAGUUUAAAAAAUAUGACCUGAUGUAUUUUUAUAUGAUAAUGUAAGUAUUUAUAGUGCAUACGUGUGUAUUAUAGUGAUGUUAAUAAUGCUAAUUAAGUGUGAUACAUUUUUAUUACUUUUUUUUUACUGUUUAGAUUACCAAAGAUAAUAUAUAAACAAUUAAAAAUAUAUUUUUAACACUACCCUUUAUUUGUUGAUUAUUCAUAAACAACAUUUUAUCUACAAUUCCAAAAAAAAUCAUCGCUUUCACGCUUUCUCACGCCCCUAUUGUUCCUAAACUCAAAUAUAAUUAAACACUUUUGCCAAUCAUUUAAGAUAGCAUUCAAUAUUUGAUCUAAUGUUAAGUUAUAAUGGUUGGACUGUAUAAAAUGUGCAUAAUAUUAUGUAUAUUAGUGUCCAGUGGUUUUCAAUCCGAUAUAGAUACACGCCAGGUUAAUAAAAUUACACUUUGAAUUAAAUAAUUAAAAUAUAUCAACGUGAGAUAAAAUGUUCCGAUUUGAUUAGAUGUAAAAAAAUGCAAAUGAAACGAAGUGCACGAAUGAAUGCUUGACAACAUAGGUACGUAAAAAUGUUAAGAAGACGAUAAAACUGCAUGUUUUCUGUAGGUACAUCGUACAUGAAGCCAAUUUUCUUUUUGCUGCAGCCGAAUCAAUUGGAGUGAAUUCAUCUAUUAUCGGACUUAGUAGUAGAAACAUCUGAGUUUGUUUCUUGGUGUAUACGAUUUUUAAAUGUCUAUGCAAAUGAUGAGCAUGAGUACUAAACCUCUUCUAAACUUCAUUAACAAUUGUCAAGUCCCGCGGCUGGCUCGAUCGGUCUAAUAUCAGUGCCGUCUGGGAGCUCGAGCGUUUCGAUACGUAUAGUUCCAUUACCCUCCGAUGAUCUCUGCGUGUAGUAACGGUGAAUGGUUAAAUUGGUUUACAUGGAUUACCCUCGAAAUCCCUCAAAAUUCGAGGAGUCAAACAGGGACCCAUGGUCCGGCAGUCGUCUUUGGGCCGUCAGUGCACUCAUUUUCGAGAAGUUUAUGCGCUGCCGACGAUUUCCCAGAUACGACCAAUUGUUAAAAGCCUUAUAGAAAAGCAUUUAAAACUCGAAGAUACAGACUCAACACUAGCAAUGGUGUUUAAAGAAACAGUGUGUAAUGAACUACGUCGGAGGUUUAAUAUUGAUUUUGAAGAAGAAAAUGGAAUUGCAGCAGACAUUUAUUCGGAAAAUAGGAAAGUAAACAUAGCACAAAUUGCAAGUUUACUAGAUCCAAGGUACAAGAAUUUACAAUUUGAAUCAUCAGAUCGUAUACGAGAAAUUAUUAAACAAAAAAUUCGUUCAAAGAUACAGUCAAUUAGAUAUAUAUCUGAAAAUGAAAACACCUCAAAUACUAAUAAAAGUACAGUAUUAGAUGAUUUAUUGGGGAUAGUUCCACUAGAUUCUGUGGAUGAAUUUUCGAGGUAAUUGGCUGAACCACAAAUCAAUCAUAACGAUGAUCCGUGCUUGUGGUGGAAAUCGCGUGAACUUACGUUUCCUUUUUUAUCUGUUCUCGCGAAAAAUAUUCUUUGUAUACCGGCUUCUUCGGCAUCUUCAGAACGUGUUUUUUCUACUGCUGGAUCAAUUCUAUCCCCAAAGAGAAA